Molecule: messenger RNA, 869 nt
Organism: Nylanderia fulva
Lineage: Eukaryota; Metazoa; Arthropoda; Insecta; Hymenoptera; Formicidae
Gene: RNASEK
Product: Ribonuclease kappa
Biological process (GO): nucleic acid metabolic process
Molecular function (GO): RNA endonuclease activity
Source: RefSeq, a predicted model, not a curated record
GUAUCGGUAUCGUUAUCGCUCGAACGUCACAUGAUUACAAACCCUCCCGUUGCUGUGACGGAUCAUUACGGACGGUCGGCUGAGAUUGUUUGACAGGCGUCAAAGGGAACGUGAAUUCGGCGAAUCUUCGAGAGAGAAGCGGAUGCGUCGCGAUUAGACUUAAUCCAAUUCUUUUGCACGGACGAGCUUAUCGGUCAGGAUGAAGAUCUGCGGACCCAAGUACGCCUUGUGCGGUCUAGUACUGUCCGUUUGGGGCAUAUUUCAACUGCUUCUUAUGGGAGUAUUCUUCUAUGUCCGAAGCGUAGCAUUGGUGGAAGACCUCCCUCUGGGAGAGAAGAAGUUUACCUCGCUGCAGAAUUUUUAUGAUGAAGUGGAUCGCGGUUACACGCAAAAUGCGUACAACUGCUGGAUCGCAGCAUGCAUCUACGUUCUUACCUUUCUCUUCUCGGGCCAUCAGUUCUACCUCAAUUCCAGAUCAUCGCUUAGUGUAUAAGUUAUAGAAUAUAUCGAUGGAUGUUUGUGGAUGCUGCAGGGCGUCCAAUUUGUAAUUCUGUACAGCUGAGAAAUAAGUACAUCAAGUACAUUAAUUUUAAUUAUAUAGCUACACGUUAAUUGUCGUUACAUUGUUCAGCUAUGCAAAUGAGUUGAAUAAUUGAAUUCAAAUGCAAUAUUUACUUGUGGACCAAAACAGACUCGGAUCUCGAGCUGUUUCUACAAGUAUAAGGAGUACAUUCAUCGCGUAUGUAUAUUAGUGAUAUUUUUCCAGGUAUACAAUAUUUCAGUAUACAAUAUUCAGUAUACAAUAUUGUAUAUCAAAAUAUAAUCGAAGUAUGAAGUAGACACAAAUUAUACAAUUCGUAGGAGUUUCA